Molecule: messenger RNA, 1383 nt
Organism: Amaranthus tricolor (Joseph's coat)
Lineage: Eukaryota; Viridiplantae; Streptophyta; Magnoliopsida; Caryophyllales; Amaranthaceae
Exons: 5
Coding region: 1-1383 (460 amino acids)
Source: RefSeq, a predicted model, not a curated record
AUGAUUCCAUCUCAAUUAGCCAUAGUAAGAAGAAGGAAGAAGAGACAAAUUGAAUUACUACUACUUCUCAUGGUUGUUAACAAUGUCGUCACACUCAUGUACUUGGUGAUGUGUAUGAUGGGUGUAAUUGUUUAUGAAAUCGAACGACCACGUUAUAGAAAAAGUGAGAAGAAACACCUUAGACAAAAGCACUUGGAUGCACUAAUCAAGGAUAGUGAUAUAAGAUGUCGGUGGUUAAAUGGCACUCGAAAUAUGUCUUUGGAGGAAAUUGUAGCUAUGUUCUUGUACACUUUGGCACAUCAUUUGAAAAAUAGGACAAUUAGAAGUCAUUUCUUUCGAAGUGGAGAAAGUGUUAAUAGAAACUUCCACCGAUGUCUUCUUGCCGUGUUAAAACUACAUACUCACUUGCUAAAAAAGCCGACACCUAUAACAGAAGAUUGUGAAGUGGAUAGAUGGAAAUGUUUUAAGAAUUGUUUAGGAGCCUUAGAUGGCACUCAUAUUAGUGUUCAUAAACCAAGUGAGGAUAGAGCAAGAUAUCGGACAAGGAAAGGUUCUAUUGCUAUGAAUGUGUUAGGUGUAUGUAACCCUAAUUUGGAGUUCAUAUAUGUUCAACCUGGUUGGGAAGGAUCCGCUCAUGAUGGUCGUGUCCUUCGAGAUGCUAUUACUAGGCCUAAUGGUUUAAAAGUGCCACAAGGUUCCUACUAUUUGGUAGAUGCUGGAUACACGAAUUGUGAAGGGUUUUUAGCACCAUAUAGAGGUCAUCGAUAUCACCUUAAAGAGUGGGGGGACCGACAACCAAUUAGUGCGGAAGAGUACUUCAACAUGAAACAUUCUAAGGCAAGGAAUGUUAUUGAGAGAUGUUUUGGACUAUUAAAAGGAAGGUGGGGUAUUCUUAGGACCCCAUCCUUCUUUCCAAUACGUACUCAUGGGCGUAUAGUUCAAGCAUGUGUACUAUUACACAAUCUUAUUCGAAAACAUAUGCCAACAGAUUACACAAUGUAUUGGGAUUCCAAUAGUGAAGAAGGUGAAAGUGAUGAUGAGGGCCUAGAUGAUGAAGUUGAGUUGAUUACUCAAAUAGCUACUUCGGAUGCUUGGACUACUUAUCGGAAUAACUUAGCACAAAAUAUGUUUAAUAAUUGGAGACUUAGGAUGAAUGUUGGUCAAUUUGUUCAAAGUGGAAGAGGGAAAAACAAGCGAUCAUGGAAUAAAUCUGAGGAAGAGCGUUUGAUUAAUGGUUUGUUGGAGAUGAGUGCUGAUCCUUCAUGGAAAGCUGAUGGGAGUUUCAAAGGUGGUUUCAAGAAUAAGUUAGAGGAGAAAUUGAAUGAGAAGUUUUCCGGGUGUGGGUUGAAAGCUAUUCCCCAUAUUGAAUCAAAAAUCAAAUGA